This is a messenger RNA of Sclerotinia sclerotiorum 1980 UF-70, 768 nucleotides long. RefSeq lists its product with no specific name. The record is from RefSeq and is a predicted model, not a curated record. The coding region runs from base 1 to 768 and encodes 255 amino acids. The transcript has a single exon. Lineage: Eukaryota; Fungi; Ascomycota; Leotiomycetes; Helotiales; Sclerotiniaceae.
AUGUUGGAACAAACAACCCAAACAACCACAAGUCAUAUCGAAAAACCUGCAAAGCAAUACAACACAAAGAUGGGUCGAUCUACCGAGACACGGCUAUUGCGCAAUCCGAUUACAUUUGAAGAAUAUACACAAGGAAUAUGGUCAGAAGGACUCAUUCACAAUAAGCAAUCACCUCCAAAGGAGCCCGAAAAUGGAAAUUUAUCUCACAUCCAUCUCGCCAAUUCACCUCAGCCUCCAGUGAAAGACACCACAGAAGCAGCAAUAAUCUUAGCAAGGGUUCAGUUCAUGGCAACUAGCUUGGCCGUUGUUUAUUUCCAAUGGACUUCGCAGUUUGAACUUCGAACCUUGAAGUUUCGUAAAUAUCCACUUCCCUCGUCGAUGGAGAAUAGAUUGUUUCUAGAAAGUAUCUUGAAGAAUGAUUGGUGCAAGGAUCAAAAGGAUAGCAGCACGAUGUACUUUUUGAUACGGGAUCUCGAUGGAAAGACCGUGGAAAGGAAGGAAUGUUGGGUGAUGCCUUGUAAAGGAUUAUUGAAACAUGAUGAACCUGGUGGCACUAUUGUUUCGAAAAGGAAGAGAAACUUUGAAGAUGCCAGUACUUUGGGGUGGGAUAUUGCGAAUAGCACAUUAUUUGUCCCAAGUGAAGAGACAAGGCUAUUGAUGGAAAUACGCCAUGGAUGUUGUCCCGCUGUAUCCGAGGCUUUUACAGAUCCGUCAGAUUUUCUCAGUUGCAAUGAGGGGAGCGCAGCUGAAUCGUAUUUCCAAGUAUAG